This is a messenger RNA of Carcharodon carcharias (great white shark), 2782 nucleotides long. RefSeq names its product dynein axonemal intermediate chain 3 (gene dnai3). The record is from RefSeq and is a predicted model, not a curated record. Gene Ontology annotation, molecular function: dynein heavy chain binding; dynein light chain binding. NCBI's taxonomy places the organism in Eukaryota, Metazoa, Chordata, Chondrichthyes, Lamniformes, Lamnidae. The transcript has 25 exons. Gene Ontology annotation, cellular component: inner dynein arm. Gene Ontology annotation, biological process: cilium movement involved in cell motility; inner dynein arm assembly. Bases 35 to 2782 code for a protein of 915 amino acids.
AAGGAGGAAGCGAGCGGACUCGCAUUGAGCCAACAUGAAUACUUUAGGAAAGGAUAUUGAUGUUGUCACAUCAAGAUCUAUGACACCUACCGACUGGAGACCAACACCGAAAUUGAAAGACAGAGUUCGGUCUAAAACACGCUUGAAGUCAGCAAGAAGAGUCAGAUCCAGUCUGUUCACAGAGGAUAUCAUUCCUCUUGUUCUCACCUCCAAGAGUCGAGAAAUCUUCCAGUGUGUGAUCGACCAGGAUCUCACAGAGGAGCAACCUUACAAGCUCAUUAAAAAGGAUGAUAUUAUAAACGACAUGAAGGCAAGGGGAGGCACCUCUGAUUUCUACCCCUUCAAACAGCAGAUCCUGGAACAUUCAACAGAAGACUUUCUAGUUGUUUUUGAUAAAGAUUUCAAGUACGGUCAAAGUUUUUACAUGGUUUUAAAUGAAACGAUGAAGGAAGCGAUUUUACAGUCACUUGAACAGAAACAGGAUGCGAAGGAAGAGGACGAGGACGAGGAACUAUCUUUUAAAGAUUUCCUUCUUAGGAGCUGGACCGAUUUGGGCAGUGGCAUUGAAAUUGAACAAGAAAAAGCUGAAGAGUCGUCAACGAAGGUGAAAUUUAUGAUUUCGCGUAUCCGCAGAGAAUUUGGGGCACCGGUGGUCUUUGAUGAUCGCAACGAUGCUGAAACAAAGGAUAGUUACAUCGAGUGCACAUCCUACCAGGACAAGAAUUUCAGCAUCAAAAAGCUGGAGAGGGAUAUAGGGAUACAGGCUGUCAAGAUAUUAGAGGAAAGCAGCACACAGACAGAAUGGACCUACCCUCGGAAUGCUUGCACCCAAUAUACACCCAGUGAGUUUACGCAGGAGGAAAAAGAUGAAAUUUUAAAAUCUGAAGCCCUCAACACAUUUAUCAACUCGGUUGCAUUGAGGUUUGAGUUAGCCUUACAGCAAAAUGAAAUUAUGGAUGUCUUCUACGAUGACUGGAGGGGGCUUACGGAUGAGGAUAGUACAUUUGGGGGAAAGGCAGACUGCCACCUAAAGGAGUACCAGUCCUUCACCGACCUUCAAAAGAGCCAAGGAAAGAGGGUUAACAACAUUGAAUGGCACCCGACCAUUCUGGGGCUAGUGGCUGUGUCAGUUGUGGAUCACAUUACCAUGGAGGACAGGAUGAACUUAACCAACAGACCACUCCGGAGUCAUUCAUAUAUUCUAUUCUGGAACUUCACUGAUCCCAUCCGCCCACAGAUAAUCUUGGAGGCUCCGGAUGAUAUUUACAGCUUUCAGUUUUGUCCCACUGAUCCAAACAUUGUGGCUGGUGGCUGCAAAAAUGGCCAGGUGGUGCUGUGGGACAUUUCUGAAUUCGCACACAGAUUACAGGGUCACCUUCCAGCAACAAAACCCGACACCGUCAAAGCAAACCUGCUGCCUGAGCUAGAUCCUGUACCCCACCUGGAGGUGCCCAUUGCUCACCACUGUGCAGUGUCAUCAAUUGAAAAUGGACACAAAUCCUUUAUUACCGAUUUAUGCUGGCUGCCAGACCACUUUGAGAUAACAAAGUUUGGAGUCCCAUGUGAGAAUCCAGAAGGGGUUUGUGUCCAACUUGUCACAUGCUCUCCUGAUUGCUCUAUAUUGUUCUGGGAUGUUCGGCGACCCAAAGCCACUGUACUGACAAGACACGAGAAACAGAAAAUGGAGAAAGAGCUUCAGAAUCCUGAAGGAAUACCUAACACUUUUAAGCAUAUUGAUCUCUAUUGGAAGCCCAUGCAUAGGGUGGUAUUACCUAAGGUUACAGGCAGUGGAGAAUACAGCCCUUUGAAAAUUAGCUUGAGGGAGAAAUGCACUGACAAAGCCCAUGAUUACGAAGAAAGGGUUGUGACCAGUGAGGAGUCCGGGAAAUUCAACACAGAGUACUACCUCCUGAGGUACCGGCACAUGUGUAAUACUAAAUCUCUUCAGAACCUCUUCCAGAGUAAAGGGGAAACUUCAGAGUAUGGCAACAUGGACGUUCCCUCAAGCAGGGAUCUGACAAACCUGACUGAAAUUAACACCUUCUUGUUUAUUGGUACUGAAGAUGGAGAGGUUACUUCUGUAGACUGGCAAGUUGAAAAAGACAUGGAUACUGGAAAAAUGACCACUCCAAAGCCAACUCACUGCUAUACAGUCCACGACGGUCCUGUAAACACAGUGCAAAGGUCACCCUUCUUCACGGAUAUCAUUUUGACCGUAGGAGGAUGGACAUUUGCCAUUUGGAAAGAAGGCUUCACUCUUGGACCCCUCCUACAUUCCGCCUGUGCAACCAAACGCUGUCAAACUGGUCACUGGUCCCUUACCAGACCAGGGGUCAUUAUCAUCGGAAGAGAAGAUGGGAACAUUGAUAUUUGGGAUUUACUUGAAAAAACACAUGAGCCUUCGCAGACUCAGAAUAUUUCUUCUGUUCCAAUAAGUUGCAUCAGACCCUGGAUUGUCUCAACAAGACAACAUUUACUGGCCGUAUCUGAUGACUUUGGUACACUACAUAUACUGGAGGUGCCCUGGGCUUUGCGAUAUCCAUUAACUCAGGAGAAAUCCAACGUUGAAGCUUAUUUUGACAGGGAAGUUAAACGACUGGAAUAUUUUGAAGCAAGAAAAAUAUUAAGAAGUGAAAAGAAAGAACAGGAAGAGGAAGAAAAACCUGCGCCCGAGGUAGAACCAAAGACGGUGGAACAAUUGGAAGAGGAAGCAAAAAAGGAACAUGCAGCUUACCUACAGGAAGAGAAGAAGAUUAUCUUUGCUCAGCUGGGGAAAGUGUGA